Messenger RNA from Harmonia axyridis, 1574 nucleotides. Its product is annotated as septin-2. The record is from RefSeq and is a predicted model, not a curated record. The transcript has 8 exons. Lineage: Eukaryota; Metazoa; Arthropoda; Insecta; Coleoptera; Coccinellidae. Gene Ontology annotation, cellular component: septin ring; cell division site; microtubule cytoskeleton. Gene Ontology annotation, molecular function: molecular adaptor activity; GTPase activity; GTP binding. Gene Ontology annotation, biological process: regulation of exocytosis; cytoskeleton-dependent cytokinesis. Bases 342 to 1439 code for a protein of 365 amino acids.
AUACGCGAACGGCCUUGAAAUCGUCUAUGACUCGUUGUGAAAUUGCUUUAAGGGCUGUGUCAAUGUAUUCUGUGGAAAAUUCGCGAUGAAAAUCUCCUAGUUCUUCACCAUUUCAAUACUAUGCAGUUUUCUAUGCUUCCUCGAUGAUUUUGUAUCGAUAUUUCUUCUGUAGUUCAUCAGUCAGAUACGUUUUUCACUUCCGUGUUUUUUUGUGAUUUCGUAUACAGGAUAUCCCAAAUUGCAGGAACUCAGGUAUCUCACGAAUGUGAGAUAUAGCACGUUUUACAUAGGCGUAGGAUCGAGAGUUCUCAAUUGUUCGUGAAGUACGCGAUCUUUGGAAAAUGUGGUACGCCACUGGUGACAGAGAUUAUAUCGGAUUCGCUACUCUGCCGGAUCAAGUCCAUAGAAAAUCGGUGAAAAGGGGCUUUGACUUCACACUAAUGGUCGUCGGUGAAUCUGGACUUGGUAAAUCAACGCUGAUAAACAGUUUAUUCCUGGACGAUUUGUACAAGAACCGAAUCAUCCCAGAUGUAAGCGAGAGAAUCCACAGGACGACUUGUAUAGAGAAGAAGACGAUGGAAAUCGAGGAGCGCGGAGUAAAGUUGAGGCUCACCGUGAUAGAUACUCCAGGCUUUGGGGAUGCUGUGAAUUGCGAGGACAGUUGGAAAGUAUGUACGAAUUACAUAGACGACCAGUUUAGACAAUAUUUCACCGAUGAAAGCGGACUCAAUAGAAGAAAUAUCCAGGACAACAGAGUGCACUGCUGUCUGUAUUUCGUUCCACCCUGGGGACAUAGUGUCAGGCAAAUGGAUUUGGAAUUGAUGAAGCGGUUGCAUCGGAAAGUCAAUAUAGUCCUGGUGAUAGCGAAAGCUGACACCCUUACUACAUCUGAAGUUUCCAAAUUGAAACAGAACAUCCUGAAUGAUGUUAAAGACCAUGGGAUACAAAUGUAUGAAUUUCCCGAUUGUGAUAGCGAUGAAGACGAGGAUUUCAAACAGCAAGAUAGAGAACUCAAGGCCAGCGUGCCUUUUGCUGUAGUUGGAAGUAACACAAUAUUAGAAGUCGGAGGAAAAAAAGUUAGAGGAAGGCAAUAUCCUUGGGGAGUCGUUGAUGUUGAAAAUCCAAAACAUAGUGAUUUCAUCAAAUUGAGAACUAUGUUGAUCUCGACACACAUGCAAGAUUUGAAGGACGUAACAGAAGAUGUUCACUACGAGAAUUUUAGAGCUCAAUGUAUAUCGCAAAUAUCCCAACAUGCAAGGGAAAGGGGUAAAUUGAAAAGAGAUUCAGUUCCCUAUGAGUCAGAUAUAAGUGACACUGAUAAACUGUUAUUACAAAAAGAUGAAGAGAUUCGACGUAUGCAGGAAAUGUUGAACAAAAUGCAGGAAAAACUGAAAGUUACUGCUCAAGAGAAAAAACAUGAAAGUAUUAUUGAUGUCUAAUAACUAGCCUAGGAUCUGUAUUUAAUUCUCCAAUAUUGUUCAACCAAAGAUUAUAGUUCAAAUUUUUUUCAUAUUUAUAAUCAAAUUUAUAUAUUAUUUCUAAUUUAUAUGUUAAAUAAAAGUAUUCAAAAACAA